Molecule: messenger RNA, 1557 nt
Organism: Uloborus diversus
Lineage: Eukaryota; Metazoa; Arthropoda; Arachnida; Araneae; Uloboridae
Product: blastula protease 10-like
Exons: 13
Coding region: 1-1557 (518 amino acids)
Biological process (GO): proteolysis
Molecular function (GO): zinc ion binding; metalloendopeptidase activity
Source: RefSeq, a predicted model, not a curated record
AUGGGAAGAAAAGUCUCCAGCAGCACUACAUCUAUGACAGCCUUAAUUACAUUCGCUCUGCCCGUACUGGACGAUUUGCUGGAAGAUGCGUUGGCCGCAACCCAUUUAGAAUCUCCAAAUGAAAGACCGAUUGAAGAAUACGACCUCCCACCCGAAAUGUAUGCUCCACAUGAAAGUUCUGAUUCUUGCAAUUCUGGCCAUCAACACUAUAGUUCAGAAGCGAAGGAGGACGAAAGUGACUAUGUUAUCAUGGAUAACGAAGAAAGAGAAGCAGAAAUUUUUAACAUGAAAGCAAAAGAAGAUCUGAAAAGUCUUGCUGAUGAUAAGCUGCUGCUGUUCGGAGCCAAUCCCAGCUUCACAGAGACGGGAGAACGAAUCGUUGAAGGAGACAUUGUGGUUCCUAAAUAUGCCGAUGACCACAAAGAGCUUUCCCACAGGAAAGGAACCAUAAACCUACUCGCUCUUUGGCCAAGAUCGACCGUAUAUUAUACUCUACAUUACUCAUUAAAUCCGUUGGGCCGGCGAAUGAUUAGAGAGGCAAUGGAACACUGGGAAAAUAUGACCUGCGUCAAAUUUGUCGAACGCACAACUCAACUGUGGUACGUUCGAUUCAGAGGAGAUAGAAAUGGCUGUUGGUCUUCGAUGGGAAGGAAUUUAUUGCCUCUAAUUGGACAAGAUCUCUCAAUCGGAAACAGAUGUGAAAAGAGAUAUGUGGUUGUCCACGAAGUAGGCCAUGCCCUAGGUCUGAAUCACGAGCAGUCCCGGCUGGACCGAGACCGUCACGUGAGAGUGCUCUGGAGGAACAUUGCUCUCGGAGGUCGAUCCCAGUUCUGGAGAGGGUUGGACAACCCCCACGGAGUCGAAUAUGAUUUGACUUCUAUUAUGCAUUAUCAUCCACAAGCAUUUAGUAGUCGAAUGUUUGAAAGAAACACAGUUGUUAGCCGUAACCCCCACCAUCAGCGUUUAGUUGGCAAGAGAAGAAAUGAUUUAAGUUUCCGGGAUGCCAAAGUUAUUAAUUCUAUGUAUAGAUGUGAUGCGAAAUGUACCAACAGAGGGAAUAUGCACUGCGAGAACGGAGGAUACUUGGGACCUUUCAAAGAAGGCGAUGAAGGACCUUGUUCCUGUGUUUGCCCUCCACAUACUUCAGGAGAGCGAUGCCAAGAUAUUGUCAGGAGCUAUUAUGAUGAGCCUCCUUGUGGUGGAAACAUAACAGACGAGACCAUAAUUGAAACGCCAGGUUUCCCAGAAAGAAACGAACCAGAAAUGAGCUGUAGCUGGAUUAUAACCGCUCCUUCCAGAAAAGAGGUGGAAGUCGAGUUUGAAGAAUUCAGUUUUCGAGAACGAAUGCAGCAACAAUCCAGUACCUACUAUGGUCGCUGUGUCAAUGAGAGAGUGGAGAUUCGGACGACGGACUAUUACAAUGGGCAUUUUUACUGUGGUACUGAUAUACAACCAGGAACCAAAAUGAAAUCCAAAGGUGGAACUUUCAUCAUCCUCAUUGCUGCUGACGAUGAAAUGGAAGGAAAAGGACUACGAGCGCGCAUCCGAUUUGUCUGA